Molecule: messenger RNA, 7272 nt
Organism: Trichomonas vaginalis G3
Lineage: Eukaryota; Parabasalia; Trichomonadida; Trichomonadidae
Product: beige/BEACH-related family
Exons: 1
Coding region: 1-7272 (2423 amino acids)
Molecular function (GO): protein binding
Source: RefSeq, a predicted model, not a curated record
AUGCUGAGGGAACUCAGCAGCAUUCCCGAUUAUGUGAUUGAUAUCGUCACACGAAGCAAGCACAUUAUUACCGAGGAAGGUUUAGGUGAAGCAAUUAUUCUCCAAAACGCAGAAUACUUUGAAACACCAAAAGCUUUGAUUGAAUAUGAAACAUUCGACAAAGAAAUUGACCUUUCAAACACACCGUUCUAUCCAAAGCAUCAAAACUAUAAUGAGAUCAUCAAUGAAUACGUUCUUGAAGAACUGAAUCUGAUUGCAGAAAAAAUCGAUUCUAACAAUUACAAAGAAUUUUAUAAAUGCUGCGAAGAUGCUCUUCCUAAGAUAGGUGAAAAUGAGCGUGCUUAUGACAUAUUUGCAUCAUUUAUUGUACUAUUUCACAUCAUUUCGAAGAGAAUUAAAGUAGGAGGACCAUCAAAAUUCAUUACAUCACCCUUUUUAUUCCAACCAACUAUCAUCGUUAGUAAAUCAGGUGAAAAUCCACUGUUUUAUCAACAAAUCAAUACAAUUCGCCAUUAUGUAAUGGAUUUACUUGCAGUUAAUGGAGUUGAUGAUGUAAAGACAAUCAUGGACAAUCUUAUGCAGAAGCCAGAAAUCUUUGCAGAGUUUACAGAGAGAUUAAUCUCAAUUCAGCUAGUUUUCAAUCUCUCUAAGUUCAAUUUCCAAGUUAUCAUACAAGCAUUGAUGUACUCAAUGACUCAAUUCCAAUCUUAUAAGAAUCUUGAUGAAAAAACAAGAAAUGCAAUUAAUAACGCAAGAAUGGCUAUUCUUUUAGUUCUUAAUAACUAUUUACUACAACCAGAGCUUACACUUUUACUCUUCGAUGAUGAUUACUUCAUUGAUUCUUUCUUUGAUUUGAUAUAUGAAUAUCCAUUGAUAAAAUUCGUCAUUUCUCAUCUCGGAAGGUACAUAAAGUCAGAUGUCACAGUCAAAAACAACAGACUUUUGAACAAAAUCGUUGAUGUUACUUUGUAUAUUGCAAAUAACAUGCAAAAAGAAAAAGUUGCAUGUAUCGGAUCAUAUUUAUUCGGUCUUAUUGGAGAAAUACUUCCAUUGUCCGAAGUUUACGUUCAAGUUUUCGUAAAAUUAAUUUCAGAUAUUAUUGUUGGUCUAAACGGAAUAGAAAACACUCCGAUAUCUCAGGACUUGAUAUUUAACAUCAUUACACUUCUAAAUAACUUAGAAGCCCACGCUUUAUCCGCUCCAGAAGUAACUGCUUUACAGAACUCAAUUUCCAGAGUUUUUGGAGACGAACCAUCUCAACAUAUCUUCUUGAAGCUCAUCCAACUCAUUGCUGGCAAACCUUUGGCGAAUAUUAAUCCUCAAUUCUUAGUUAAGAGACCAAAAGGCAUAAAACUACUCAUAGCUGUAUUCCUUAAGUCCAGUAACAUCAAAAUUGUCUUCGCUUUCGUUGCACAGUUGUUACAAUUCGCUCCAGAAAAUGCAGAACAAGCUCAUUACGGCGAAGUCAAUAGAUAUCUCAUAGAUCUCAUCUUCCAAUGGCGUCUCGAAGAUGGCAACAUGAAAGAAGUAGUUGCGAGCGCAUUUUCUUUGUUAAUGCUCAUUUCAACACAAAUUUGCUCAGUUUCUGUUGUUAGACACUUCAUUUCCCUUUUAUGUCCAAUAGAAGGUCGUUUCCUCCCAUUCUACCACCCGAUUACUCUCAAACUCCUUAAUAAUAUGCUAAUUGAGAGCAAAAGGAAGCCAACGGCAGUACUUCCACUUGCUGAGAACUGCAGUUUCGAGAUUGACGGCCUCAACGGUGAAGAUUUCUCCAAGGGAUUCACUUUAUCCAUCUGGUUAAUGAUAAACAACAAAGAUCCUCAUUAUAAAUCUCAGUUGUUCAUUUCAAGAGACAACGAUAAUACAACGAUAGGUAUAUAUUUGGCCGGUGACCAAAUUGUUGUCUUUGCAGAGAACCAAGGCGAACAAUGGACAGGCCGUCCUGAUGUUGUUUUACCACAAAAGGAAUGGUGUUUUGUUUCUGUUACUGCAACACCAGAUCCAUCAAGGCAACAGUUCACUUUCUACACGACAGUUAACAAUGGCGAAGGAAAGAUCAUCUAUUUCCCUUUGGUCGUGCCAAAACAAGGACCAUUAAAAGUGUCAAUGAUUGGCGGUUUGUCACGUGAUUCAUUACGUGUCAGAAAUGUAUCAUUACUUGGUCCGAUUGGACUGUUUCCAUUACAGAAACCUGAUGCAAUGAUCAGUAUUUAUGAUGCAGGACCAGCAGGUGCAGUUCCUUCUCAUUUGAAACCAUUGUUCUACAUGGUUCCAAGAGAAAUUGAAAAAGGCGUGAGAUUGGAAAAUAGAUUUAAUGAAAAAGUGACAGUUUCUAAUUCGAGUAUUUCUUACACAAGAAUUUUCUCAUUCACAGAGAUAUUAGUUAACAGAGUUGGCAUUGACAUAUUGUUACCUAUAUUCGCACAAUGGGAUUUGACCUUCAAAACAGGCGAAGUUGUUCAAUUUUUGGCAGAACAAACAAUAGAAUUACUUGAAAACGCAUUGAGCUUAUCAGAUGAAUCACAAACUAACUUCGCUGAAGCAGAUGGUUUCAAGAUCAUCUCAAAUCUCAUUAUAAAGAAUGACAUAAAUCACAUCAACUACAGUUUGUACACAAAAUUUGUGAAUAUUUUGGGAGUUUUGACAUCAGAAACCGCUCAAAAUUCAUUGUUCCACGAUAUCUUAAUGAACAUUGAGAUCUGGAUCAAUGCAACAGCAACAGAUCACGUGAGAAUCGUUAAGCAUUGGGCCAGGAACAUGUGUCCUUCGAAGAAAUUCUCGACAAUCAUAGAUUUCGAGUUUAUUUUGGCAAUUUUGAGAAUUUAUUAUUGGUAUGACACAGAUCCAUUGAAUGCAAUCACUAGAUAUCCAAAGCGAUGCAGAGGAGAGAAGCUCGCUGUCAGUGAAUGCAGAAGAUAUUUGUUGGCAAUCGCACAUAUGAUUGCAAGACAUAAAUUCCAAGAUUCUGAUUUCAAAUUGUUGAUGUCAUAUAUUUUGACGACAGGUGAUUUACAACAGAACAUUGAUUUGUUGUAUUUCCUUCGCGAACUUAUUGAUGACACACAACACAACAUUCUUCAAAACUGUUCUGUUGAUUUGAUCAAGUUACUUCAGUAUUUACUCAAUUUGAAGAACGAAACUGUUGUUGUAAGUUUGAUUGCAACAGUUAUCGAUGCACACAGAAGAAACUUGUUCAAAGACAUGACAAUUAUUAAUCAUUUGGACAUUAUUCUUCACCAAUUAACUUCCAAUUUCGUUUCCAAAUCAAUGCUCCUUAAAUUGGUCGAAUUAUGUAACUCAAAUUGUCCUGAAAUCUUUCCAAUUUGUUCAUGGAUGGCUGUGAACAUUGGAGCGAAAGCAAUUGGUUACAUAUUGGAUAACAUGAAGCCAAGCUACAAUUUCGCAACAAGCACUAACUGGAACCAAUGGUUUGUUGUCGCUUAUUACAAGACUGAACCGGAUUUGAAGAGAUCUUUGAUGAGAUUUUUGAUUGAUUCAUGUGGAAACAAUUUAGGACAAUUAGUAAGUUGUUUUGAAGUUAUCGGAUUAAGUUUAGGAGAAAACAAAGAUAACGCAAUACAUGAUUUAGUAUUAGAAGCAGGUAAAUCUGUUCUUAAUGGUUCAGAAGCUGUUGUUAUCAAUGAAUACGUCAAAAUCAUGAAACAUUUCGUUUUCUUCAGAGAAAAUGAAGGAGAAACAACAAAUCAAAUGCUUCAAAUUUUAUUUGACAAUUCUCCAUUUGCCGAGAAAACACAAACAACAACUAAAUCAAGGAAUAAACAAGGAACACCACCAAGAAACUUAAGGAAUUCUCCAAAGAAGGAUAUGAUCAGAAAAGCAAGACAUUCUCUUCAUCCAAGUACAAUUGCUCAAUUCACUGAAAACACUGAAAAUUAUUCUCCUUUGUUGGCUGAACAAGCUUUGGCAGCUUUCAAUCCAAUACAACAAGUCAUUCCCUCGAUGUCUACAUUCAAGAACAGAAGAGUUUCAAUGCUGAACAUUGGAAAGAGGAAAUUCCAAUACGAAAGCCAUAUUGAACCAGAUAAAAAAGUCAUUAAUUUGAUGCCAAACGAUUUGGAUAAGAAAGUUGCGCAUAUCGCUGAAAGAGAAUUCACUUAUUCAUUCGGAUUAAGGUAUUCUAAAUCAGGAAAUUGGCUGGAUUAUGAUUUAGCUGACCAAUUCAUUGAUAUCUACACGAAAAUACCUGAUCCAGAACAUGCAACUCUUGCAAUGACGAUUUGCGCUUAUCUCAUUCGUUACAACAAUCCAAAGAUCGAGAAACUCCUCAAGAUAUUGCCAAGUAAUGAUAGUUUGUAUAGUAAUGGAAUGAAUUACAUUUCUCACUAUGCAAAUCAAAGUGGAGUUUCAAGUCCUGUACAGUCUAUUUCAAGUAACUAUCAUCAGUUGGCUUUCGAGUUCAGUCAGAAUGUUCCUAAAGCUCUUUCAAGCAAAGACAUGAAAGCAAGUUCAUUGAGACUGAUGAAAUAUGUUUUGAAGUCUCAAACAGAAAAUUCACAGAGAGCAUUCCAGAUUUUCUCGAUGAUUACUGAUCAAAUUGUCAUCGCUUGCAGCAACUCUGUGAACAUGAUGAGCGACCAAGUCUCAGAAGGCAUAGAGAACGCAAGCAAAUUGUGGACAAGAUGCUGGCAAAGCAUGACAAUUGAUAACGCGCCAUGGUGCAAAUCAUUGCCUAAAUCGAGAAUUGGAGAAAUCCACUUCAAGAGAGAUAACACGUUAGGACCAAAUUAUUGUCCAACAAUGAUGAGAAGGAACUACAACUUCGAUAACCACAUGUCUGCUUCUUUGUUGAGAGAUACAGGAUCAACACAAAACGCUGAGAAAGCUUUGGAAGAUUACAAAGCUAAAUUACAAGAAGAAUACAAACAAAAUGCUCCUGUUCAGUUAUUCGAAGUUGAAGAAACAGACAUCGAACAUCCUUCAUCAACAGAGUCUCCUUCCAAGCCACAGAACAAGAACUACAGUGGAAACGAGUGCAUCAUUGAGUUGCCAUGCGAAAUCAUUAAAAACAAUGGCGUUAAAAAGGCAAUUUUCGCUUUAUUGGCUGAUGCUUUGAUUUUAACUUACGAAACAGGCAAAAUCAGGUCAAUAAAUCCACAUAAAAUCACUGCUUUGUUUGAGAGAACUCGUUUCCAUCAUCCAACAGCCAUUGAGAUCUUUUUGACAACAGGACAAACUGUUUUCAUCAAUUUCCCGAAUAUCAAAUCAUUGACUGUUUUGAAGCACUUCAAAUCCCUUCAAAUGCCACAAUUGAAGAUGUGCCAAACAGUUGAGUUCAAGCCAUUCUUCGAGCAGAUCUCUAAGACAGAUUUGUGGGUAAAGAGGAAGAUCAGCAACUUCGAUUACUUGAUGCAUUUGAACAUGUCAAGUGGAAGAACAUUUAAUGAUGUCAGCCAAUAUCCAAUCAUUCCAUGGAUUUUGAGCGAUUACACAUCAGAAAACUUGAACUUAAAUGAUCCAAUGGUAUAUAGAGAUCUUUCUAAACCAGUUGGAGCAUUGAAUGACGAGAGAUUCGAAACACUUGCUGAGAAAUACAACAGUUUCGCAAGUGUCGGAAUGACUCCUUAUCUGUUUUCAAGUGGUUAUUCAUGUCCACUUUCAAUUUAUCUUUGGCUGAUGAGAAUGGAACCUUUCGCAACUCUCCACAUUGAGAUACAAAGUGGAAGAUUCGACCACGCUGCAAGAUUGUUCUCUUCUGUUUCCGCUGCUUGGAAACUCUCAACAACUCAUCAAAAUGAUUUCAGAGAGUUAAUUCCUGAGUUUUUCACUCAAGCCGACUUUUUGAUGAAUAAAAACGGUUUUGAUUUAGGAAAAUUCAGUGGAGAACAAGUAAAUGAUGUACAAUUACCUCCAUGGGCACCAACACCUUAUGAUUUCGUUUAUUUGAACAGAAAAGCUCUUGAAUCAGAAUACGUUUCGCAGAACUUGCACAAAUGGAUUGAUUUGGUUUGGGGAAGCAAACAAACAGGAAAAGAAGCCCUCAAAGCAAAGAAUAUCUAUGUAUCUCAGAUGUAUCCCGAUAUCUGGAAGCAAGUUAACAUGAACGAUCCACAAAUAAGAGCUAAAACAGAAGCAAUUCUGUGCCAUGUUGGACAAGUUCCACAAAAAUUGUUUGAUAACGAUCAUCCACAAAGAAACAUGGAAAUCGUGAAGAAAUCCGUGAUUGACAAAGUGAUUUCAACAGAUUUACGUGCUAAAUCACUUCUUUUGUCUCAAUCCAAACUCGUUGGAGAGAACAAGAUCAGAGUUUCAUCAAUUGACGAAACAGGAAUCAUUGUUUCUUCAAUUUAUGAUACACAAGUAUUGAACAAACUCUCUAAAAUCACUCAGAACAAGACAAGAUCAAGAAGUGAUUCAAACAGAGUUUCAAACGUAUCGCCAACAAAGGCAAGAAGAAGGAAAUCAACAGAUAAUCCAUUGACAAGUUUGUCAAAUGUCGGAAUCGAAGUUUCUACAAAUGAUUUCUCGAUGUCCACACAUUCUGUUAAAUCAUUCUCCAAUGUUAUCCCGAUGUCCGCACAAAAGAUCAUUUGCCAAAUGCCGGAUGGUUCUUUGUUCAUCUCCAAAGUCAACGCAAAUGAAGUCUUUAAGAUCGCAAACAACUCAAAUACAAUUAAUUUGGCGAUCAGACAAAGAUCUUCAAUUACUGCAAUGGCUUCUGAUGAAGGCUGUUUGUUAACAGCAAAUGGAGAUUCAGUGAUAACUAUCUAUACAAAAGGAGAAGGAUCAGAAGGAAUGUUCACUAUUCCAAGCUAUUCUUCAACCAUCAAAUGUGCAGCGGUUUCUGUAAGAUAUCACAUGUGCGUUUGUGGAACAAGAGAUGGAAAUAUCUUGUUCUGCUCACUCAACAACAGAUCUAUCACAAGAAUUGUUUCAUUGGGUGAGAGAAGAGCCAGCUCCAUAUUAAUCACAAAAGGCCGGGGAUUCGUUGUUAUCCAUUCGACUGAUUUGUCUUGCGGAUCGUUGAAACAUUAUUUGUCUUUGUAUUCCGUUUCUGGUGAUUUGAUUCGCGAAAAGGAACUUCAUUCAGGCGUACAGGCUUGGAGCACAGAAGUCGAUGAGAAAGGAUUUGACUACAUAACUCUUGCUGAUGAACUCGGAGACAUCUUUUUGUUCGAAGCAUUUUAUCUCGAUGUUUACAAUCCUUUGUUAUCGAUUUUGGAUGACUCUAUCAUUGAAAUCAAGUAUAUGCAAAGUGAGAACAUCGUUCUCGCUGUUACUUCAUUAGGAAAGGUUGUUUUUAUUCCAGUUUAA